Molecule: messenger RNA, 1524 nt
Organism: Tupaia belangeri chinensis (Chinese tree shrew)
Lineage: Eukaryota; Metazoa; Chordata; Mammalia; Scandentia; Tupaiidae
Gene: PRPF38A
Product: pre-mRNA processing factor 38A
Exons: 10
Coding region: 226-1164 (312 amino acids)
Source: RefSeq, a predicted model, not a curated record
CAUCACUGUUAAGGCCGACGACGCCGUCCCGGAAGGAGUCCCGUACGCGGUAGUGUUUCCGGUUACAAGGUGGUAGCCUGAGCAGUUUGGUGAGAUUUCCCCUACUUUUCUCUAUCCCUGGUGGUGUUGUGUGGCUUAGUUUUGUUUCGUUAGGUUUAGUUUUGGUUUAACCUGGAUGUGACGCAUUAGAGGACCCUACAGAAACAGGUCUCAAAGCGUUCUAAAAUGGCGAACCGUACGGUGAAAGAUGCACACAGCAUCCACGGCACCAACCCUCAGUAUCUGGUGGAGAAGAUUAUUCGGACGCGAAUUUAUGAGUCCAAGUACUGGAAAGAAGAGUGCUUUGGGCUUACAGCUGAACUUGUAGUUGAUAAAGCCAUGGAGUUAAGGUUUGUUGGUGGUGUCUAUGGUGCCAACAUAAAACCAAUGCCCUUUCUGUGUUUAACAUUGAAGAUGCUUCAGAUUCAACCAGAAAAGGAUAUAAUUGUGGAGUUUAUAAAAAAUGAAGAUUUUAAGUAUGUCCGCAUGUUGGGGGCACUUUAUAUGAGGCUGACUGGCACUGCAAUUGAUUGUUACAAGUACUUAGAACCCUUAUAUAACGACUAUAGAAAGAUCAAGAGCCAGAACCGAAAUGGGGAGUUUGAACUGAUGCAUGUAGAUGAAUUUAUUGAUGAAUUACUGCAUAGUGAGAGAGUCUGUGAUAUUAUUCUGCCCCGGUUACAGAAACGCUAUGUGCUUGAGGAAGCUGAGCAACUGGAGCCUCGAGUAAGUGCUCUAGAAGAAGACAUGGAUGAUGUGGAGUCCAGUGAAGAAGAGGAAGAGGAGGAUGAGAAGGUCAGGCAAAUAGCAUCACCUGACCAUCGCCGGAGAAGCUACCGAGACUUGGAUAAGCCCCGCCGUUCUCCCACGCUACGCUAUAGGAGAAGUAGAAGCCGGUCUCCCAGAAGGCGGAGCCGAUCUCCCAAAAGGAGAAGUCCCUCACCUCGCCGAGAAAGACAUCGGAGCAAGAGUCCAAGACGUCACCGCAGCAGGUCCCGAGAUCGACGGCACAGAUCCCGCUCCAAAUCCCCAGGUCAUCACCGUAGUCACAGACACAGAAGCCACUCAAAGUCUCCUGAAAGGUCUAGGAAAGGCCACAAGAAGAGCCGGAGGGGGAAUGAAUAAUGGACUCAAUUUGAUUUUAGCCCAAAUGAUGUCCAAUGAAUAUGAGGGUAACUGUCUAUAUAGAAUUAAGAUCUACUCAGGCAGCUAUAUUUUGAUUUUUCAUAUCGUUUCUCCACUUUCAUUUUAAAUGAAAGAGGUGCCGAGUUUUGUAUCUCUUUUUGAAUUAUAGUCAACACUUUUGAAGGAUCAUGAAAUUUCCUAAGGUCAUUUUUGACCCAACCAACCUUGACUGUAUUCAAACUUAGGAGGGUAGGAAGUUGGGGGUGGGGGGCAAGGAAACAUGAAUAACAGGGAAAGGAUGUCACUGUAUGUUGACCCUUUCCAUUUUUGCUAUUAAACCUGACAAACCUAUUUCUCGUU